AAAAUCGGAAUUACGCCCUCAGUUAUCGCGCCAUCGGUUUUUUAUCACGCUCAUCCCGCGUAUCGGCGCGCUUAUGCCUUUCUAGGUGACUCGCUCGCUGUUCCGCGAGUGAGCGCGGCCCGCCAUGGGCACUCUCCUCACCCCUCCGCUCCCCCGCGCCCUAGCUCCGCUAGUUGCCUUGCACCACUCGCGCUUCCCCCUACGCUACUUCCGCUUGCCCAGAACCCCCCCGAAUCCGCUUGAAUCCCCCAGGAUUCCCCACUGCCCGCUUUACCCUAAGAUCUCUGUUUUUCCAGCAGCUGGGGGAGCUGUUUUCCCCCUUUCGCCCGGAAGAAGCCGGAUCCGCGCGGAAAGGCGCGCAGAGGGCGGAAAUCCUGGCGAAAGGGGAGGGCGCGGAGCCUCGCGGGGAGGGGGGACUCGGGAGGCGGAGGAACAGCAAAUCUGCCACGUCAGCAGCGGGGACGGGGACGCGGACAGGGAUCACGUGGCAGUAGCCGUGACGUGGAGGGCAACGUGGAGGGUACAGGGGCGCCGAUGAUUGGCAAGCACAAGAAGGCAAAGAUCACGGACGAAUGGGUGAUUUCGGAGUUUAGCUCGGUGCAGAGUGAUGAAGAGCAGGAGCGAGCGGACCAGAACCACAUGUGUGCUCGGUACGAGAGGGCUCUUGACUCCUUCCUGUCCCCGCCAGCAACACCUUUGACUAGUGCUCCUUCUGAUGCUGUACCUCCUUCGAACGUUGGACCUGUAUCGAGCAUUGAGGACCCUCACGACUCGGAAAACUCGGAGGAACCGGAGUGCUCUCAAGAACCGGACCUGUUGUUCGUGUUUGCACGGAAGAAGCAGUCACUUCUCGACUCAGAAGCAGUCACGGAUGGACGACCAACACCCAGGUCGAGACCAAGGCCCCCUUGGCUGCAGUGGACUCUCGUUGCUCAACUCGCCCUUCCCCCCCGCACGCUCCAAGCUGCCAUGCGGGAUGCUGAGACUGCAGCAGAUGCUGCAGGUGAAGCAGCAGCAGCAGCACCAGCAGCAGGAGCAGACAUUUCUGCAGUGAUCAGCAAUGCUGCUUCUUCACCUGCUGCGGCUGCUGCUGCGGCUGCUGCGGCUGCGACAAGUGCGGAUUCCUUGAACAGCCAGGAAACAACCAUUCAGCACUGGUUCGCAAGCCAGAAAAUGGAUGAGCACGUGCAGAAAUGGUUGAUGCAUCGGUUACCCAAGAGGGCGUGGAGUGACGUGGCCCAGUGCGUGGCCUGGUACCGCCCAGACCUGGUGUUUACCAGACAUCCUGCAUUUGAGAUGCGCUUUGAGCCUCAGAAGCCUUUUUUUCAGCGCCUAUUUCCAGAGAGCUUCCCCUCCCUAGAACCACACCCGCAGUCACAACCACUACAACCGGUACAAUCAAUACAGUCACAAUCACAAUCACAGUCACAAACACAGUCAUUGCAGUCACACGUCCUUGUGAGCAACCUGAAACGGGUCCUGGGCUUACUACCGAGCGCCACGCGUGCUGCCAUGCGGGCAGCGUAUGAGGCCGCCACGUGGCGACAGCAGGCCUCCAUCUUGCGCCACGUGGCGGGUCUCCAGCUCAGCGCUGACUGGGACGUGCUGGGCCUAUCGGCCUCAACUGGAGGAAUCGAUGUGACGGGCAUUGCGGGGCAAACCGAUGGUGAUACUAGUGAAGAUGACUGGGGAGAGCAGGUGCAGGGGGGGGAAGUGGGGGAAGAGGGGGAAGAGGAGGAGGAAGAGGAGGAAGGGAAGGGAGAGGAGGGAGAGGGGAGGGAUUUGCAAGAUGAGGAGGGGGAGGAGGAGGACGAGGAUUUGGUGUGGUCGGAAGCAGAGGAGCAGCGGGCACUGGCUCGGGAUGCGGAGAUAAUGAAGCAGGGGCAAGGAUUGAUGAGGCUGGAACUGAUGGGUGCAGGCAGCAUUGAUGGCGAUGGUGGUGCGGCUGACAUUGACUUGACAAGUGCUGGCGCUGGAGAGUUGUCUAUAAUGGAGCAGACUCUAGUGAGGAAGAAGGAAGAGGCAGGUGUGGAGGUGAAGGCUGCAGUCGGUCCGUUUGAUUCUGCUAGGCUGGUUGGCGAGCUGACGCUGCUGCAUGCCAUUGAGACCGGGGAAGUGACAUUCUGAGGCUGCUGGUGCAACCUACCAAAAUGCCCUGGAGAGUUGUCUGUAAUAGAGAAGACGUUAGUGAGGAAAAAAGAAGAGGCGGGUGUGGCGGAGGUGAAGCAGCAGUGGGUCCAUUCGAUUCUGCUAUGCUGAUCGGAGAGCUGAGCUGAUAGGAGAGCUGAGCUGAUAGGAGAGCUGAGCUGAUGGGAGAGCUGAGCUGAUCGGAGAGCUGAGCUGAUCGGAGAGCUGAGCUGAUAGGAGAGCUGAGCUGAUAGGAGAGCUGAGCUGACGCUGCUGCAUGCCAUUGCGACUGGGGAAGUGAAGUGAAACUCUGAGGAUGAGUCCUGGGAAUGCAGGCUGCAGCAUGCCAAUAACAUCUCUCAGGUCAUUCAAAUUGUCUACACAUGAUGUGAGGCACCUCUGCAGCAGUGAGCCCGCCCAGUAACAGCAGAUGUUGCAUUUCUUUCGGCUGUUACCACGGCAGGACUGACUGAACUUCUGUAUUGGUAUGCCAAAAAACCGAACUGGCAUUGUUAUCUUUCGAGUGGUGAAGUGCGAAUGGGCAC
Molecule: messenger RNA, 2672 nt
Organism: Closterium sp. NIES-67
Lineage: Eukaryota; Viridiplantae; Streptophyta; Zygnematophyceae; Desmidiales; Closteriaceae
Source: the annotation of a GenBank genome assembly